This is a messenger RNA of Oryza brachyantha (malo sina), 2769 nucleotides long. RefSeq names its product probable LRR receptor-like serine/threonine-protein kinase At1g51820. Gene Ontology annotation, molecular function: ATP binding; protein kinase activity. The record is from RefSeq and is a predicted model, not a curated record. Bases 8 to 2590 code for a protein of 860 amino acids. The transcript has 12 exons. Gene Ontology annotation, biological process: protein phosphorylation. Lineage: Eukaryota; Viridiplantae; Streptophyta; Magnoliopsida; Poales; Poaceae.
CCGCCGUAUGCAAGCAAUGGCAUUAUUGGUUUUCUUCGCGGCAUUCGCGUUAUCGACCGCGACUCAUGCCGUCGGCCAGACAGGAUUCCUGAGCAUCGACUGCGGUUUAGAGCGCAACUACAGCGGCUACAAGGACAACGAUAAUGGCCUCUCCUACGUCUCCGACGGCCCGUACGUCGACGCCGGGGAGAACCACAGGGUGGCCGCCGGGCAGGAGACCGAUCGCGUACGCACUGACCUCACCGUGAGGAGCUUCCCACCCGGCCUUCUACGGAACUGCUACUCGCUGCCCACCAUCGCCGGGACCAAAUACCUGGUCCGGGUGGUGUCCUUCUACGGCAACUACGACGGCACGAACAGCUCGUCGACGCUGCAGUUCGACCUGCACCUCGGGGCCAACUACUGGGACACCGUGAGGGCCGACGGCGACCAGGUGUACGAGGCGGUGUUCGUGGCGUGGGCGAGCUGGGCGCCGGUGUGCCUCGUCAACACCGGCCAGGGCACGCCCUUCGUGUCCUCGGUGGAGCUCAGGCCGCUCGGGAGCGACUUCUAUCCACCGGUCAUGGCCAACCAGUCCAUGCGCAUGUCUGCUCGGCGUAGCAUGGGGCCAACAACCAGUCGAGUUACAAGUUUUCCAGCCGAUCAAUAUGAUCGGUACUGGUGGGCAAUGCCCAGUGAAGCAACGUGGGCGAACCUUUCCACCACGUUGGCCAUCACGGAGGACAGCUUCCAGGUUUCCUCGGCGAUUCUUCAGAAGGCCGUCACUGUGGCCGGCAAUGGCACCACUCUCAGCGUCAUCUGGGGCGGAGACCAACGAAUGCUCCGUCAGUUCAUGGCGUUCCUCCACUUCGCCGAUUUCCAGGACAGCCAGCUCCGGGAAUUCGACGUCUACUUCAACAGCGACAGUCCGACCCGAUUCACCCCACUGUACCUGUCUGGUAAUGUACUCUACAACACCGAUUGGUACAAUGCCGCCAAUGGAGUUGUGAACAUCACACUUGCGGCCACCGCCAGAUCUGCGCUGCCCCCGAUGCUCAAUGCAUUUGAGAUCUACACUCCCAUCGUCCAUGACACUCCCGUUACUUUCUCCAAAGACUUUGAUGCCAUCAUGGCUAUCAAACACGAGUACGGGGUAAAGAAGAACUGGAUGGGUGAUCCAUGUUUCCCAAACCAAUAUGCAUGGGAAGGUGUAAAAUGCAGGAAUACAAGUGACAAUGUUCAAAGGAUAAUAUCUAUCGAUAUGUCCAACAGUAACUUGAAUGGGGUGGUAUCUAGCAACUUCGCUUUGCUCACAGCACUCGAGUCUCUAAAUUUAUCAGGAAACCAACUUAAUGGGCCUAUUCCAGAUUCGCUCUGUAAAAAUAAUGGAGGGCAGUUCAUAUUGAGUUACGGAUCUGGUGGAGAUAUAUGCAACAAAACAAUAAAUCCAUCCGGGUCAAAAAACAGAAAUGCUAUAAUAGCUACUUCAGUAGUGGCUCCUGUGCUGGCAGUGGCUGUACUUGGUCUCUUAUAUCUGAUCUGGAGAGUGAAAAGAAAGCCCAACUUUUCUGCAUAUGUUCCUCCUCAAGUAUCAGAUCUCAAGAAUUCUUCAGCAAGUACAGAAAAUCAUCUCCUUGAUACUGAGAAUCGCCGGUUCACAUACGAGGAGCUGCAGGAGGUUACUAAUAACUUCCAACGGCUCAUUGGGCGUGGAGGAUUUGGGAAUGUGUACUACGGUCGGUUAGAAAACACUAGCGAGGUUGCAGUCAAGAUACGCUCUGAAUACUCCAAGCAAGGGCUUCAUCAGUUUUUAGCAGAGGUUAUGAAUUUGACAAAGGUGCAUCACAGAAAUCUAGUUUCUUUGGUUGGUUAUUGCUGGGAAAAAGAUCAUUUAGCACUGGUUUAUGAGUACAUGUCUGGAGGCAAUCUUUGUGAUCAUCUAAGAGGUAAAACUGGUGUUGGCGAUACCUUGAAUUGGGCAACGCGUUUAAGAAUUGUGCUUGAAGCUGCACAAGGUUUGGAUUAUCUACACAAGGGUUGCAACCUUCCAAUAAUUCAUAGAGAUGUUAAGACCAAUAAUAUCCUCUUGAGUCAAAAUCUAAAAGCUAAACUUGCUGAUUUUGGACUUUCUAAAACUUAUAUGAGUGACACGCAAACUCAUAUAUCAACGGAAAAUGCAGCUGGAACACCGGGUUAUAUGGACCCUGAGUACCAAUUGACCGGCAAGCUGACAGAGAGCAGUGAUGUUUAUAGCUUCGGUAUUGUUCUUUUGGAGGUAGCCACCGGUGAGCCUCCGGUACUAUCUGAUGAUGACCACACUCACAUCACACAACACGUCAAAAACAAUAUUACCUCUGGCAACAUCAGCUUAAUUGCUGACGAGCGGCUAAAAGAUUCCUAUGAUGUUAGCUCUAUGUGGAAGGUGGUUGAUACCGCAAUGAUGUGCACAACAUAUGAUGCUUCCCGAAGGCCAACAAUGUCCACCGUGGUUAUACAACUGAAGGAGUGUUUGGCAUUAGAAGAAGCUCAUGUGGACAAGGACGUCAGUGCAAGCUCAACACAUGAUGAUCUGCAUCAUAUUCCAUCCAAAGUUGGCCCACUCGCAAGAUAAAAGAACCAUAUAGCCAUGGCGUAGCGUGUUGAUGGUUUUCUAAAACAGUUUGUAAUUCAACAUGUUUUGGUAUUGUAUAUGUCCAUGCUUGCAAUGCAUUACAUUAGUUUUCUUGAACGCGUGGACAAACCAAUAAUUUUUAUGAGCUUUCAUCCUCUUCUGGGACUGAUGCCCAAUUA